AGGAAUUGACAAAAUAAGCCCCUGCCGAAAAUCUAACCGCUCUGCAUACCACGUAGUUAUUGUUCUAAUUCUUGAUUUAUGGGUUUGUUCAACUUUCUCGAUCUCCACCAAUUCCAAUUCUUUCGCUUAAGGUUUCUGCAAGCUCCAUUUCUUCAUAGCCGUUCAAAGAUUCAUCAAAGUGGAUCAUCCACCCAGCUUAGUUAUUUGGUAAUCACAGUCUAUAGUUACAAAACAAUCUAUGCAUUGUAUCUGGUUCUUAUACUUCUCAGUUUGAUUCAAGAUUUUAAAGAGCCACACUCUUUCCUGGUUGGGAUUGCUUUUCUGGAGAAAUCUUGGAUUCCCGUUUGAAUUUUUUUUUUUUUAAUUUUGUUGUACUGGGUUGUGAUCGAAAUAAGAUUCAGAGUUUGAAUUCUUGAGGCUCUCCUGGAUGGACAUGGGUGAAGUUUUGGAUUUUUGAAUAAUUUUAUACUUCAUGGCAUUUCGAUGUUUUGAAAUUGCAGUUACAAAAUUACUGUUUGUUGAUAUUACUGAUUGCAGCUAAAUUUGGUGUGAUGGUGAUUGGUUGGUAAAUGGUUAGUGUAUUGAUUGGUUUUCUAUGGCAAUAAGGUUUCCAGUGAAUUGAGUGCCCUACAAGGGAUCUCUAAUGGUAAUCUUGAUUCCAAUUUUUGAAGUUAUUUCGGUCAAAUGUGGUGGUCUUGAGCUAGCUACCUAUUGAGACUAUGAGUAGUUUUAGUAGAAGUGUUUCCUUUAAGCAGAGGGCUGCAAGUAUUAACAGCCCCGGAUUUUGUAGGAAAACUUGGGUUCCUCGCCUGUUUUGUGCACUAAUUGUGAUUGGUUCUUUGGUCUCCUUUUUCUUUGUUAUUGGUUGUGGGUACUUAUAUGUCCUACCAAAUCUUACCCAUACAUUCCAUGACCACGCGGAUAGAUUUUCCAACUUCAGUGGUUCAGAAGAUACAUGUGAUGUAUAUAAUGGAAAUUGGGUACUGGAUGAUAGUUACCCCUUGUACAAUGCGUCGGAAUGCCCUUUUGUAGAGCAAGGAUUCAACUGCCUGGACAAUGGUCGAACGGAUAAUGAUUAUAUAAAAUGGAGGUGGAAGCCAAAGAAUUGUGCCAUACCGAAAGUUAAUGUGCAGCUUGUUUUGGAAAUACUCCGAAAUAAAAGAGUUGUUUUUGUUGGUGAUUCGAUGAGUAGAACACAGUGGGAGUCUUUAAUAUGUUUACUAAUGAAUGGUCUGGAAGAUAAGAAUAGUGUGUAUGAAGUCAACGGGAACAAGAUCACGAAACAAAUUAGAUUUUUAGGCGUAAGGUUCAGUUCCUUUAACUUCACUAUCGAGUUCUACCGAUCAGUUUUCCUUGUGCAACACUACUGGGCACCUAAACAUGUACCAAGGAGAGUUAGAUCAACACUUAAGUUGGACAAGUUGGAUGAUAUCAGUAGGGAGUGGAUUGAUUCAGAUGUUCUUAUUUUCAAUUCUGGUCAAUGGUGGAUUCCUGGGAAGAUCUUUGGAAUGGGAUGCUAUUUUCAAGUUGGCAAUUCACUAAAGCUUGGAAUGCCGAUUGCCUCUGCCUUCAGAAGGGCAUUAAGCACUUGGUCUUCAUGGGUCGAGAGCAUGAUAAAUCCUAAAAGAACACAGGUCUUCUUCCGAACUUUUGAGCCUUCUCACUGGAGGAAUCUAACUCUGAGGCAAUGCAAUGUCACAAAGUUUCCACUUUUAGAAGCUGGGGGGAAAGAUAGUAGUUCAUUUUCAGAUGCAGUAUUCGAGGUGGUAAACAAUAUGACAGUUCCUGUUACUGUUUUGCAUAUAACUCCGAUGUCGGCAUUUCGAAGUGAUGCACAUGUGGGUACUUGGAGUGACAGGCCAUCUUUAUCUGAUUGUAGCCACUGGUGUCUACCCGGAGUACCCGAUGUAUGGAAUGAGAUAGUCAUUUCAUAUCUGCUUGGUAGCAAUGAACCUGCUUCUACGAGUGCAAGCACAAGAUUCAAGAAUGUAUGAUAUCUAGCUCACAAUCCAGCCAAGGUAUCGUCCAGUUAAAGACCAAGGAAUUGUGCAGUUGUCAAAAUAGCAGCAAAUUUUGAACAGAGGUGUAUAGUAAAGAUGAGCGGAAGAACCUGUUAAGAAACAUAUUUUAUUUGUUCAUUUUUCGAUUCUUUUGUCCAACAAAAGGGGAAAUGUAUCAAUUGUUUUGUUGUCUACUGAUCAGAUUCAAUUUUUUACACUGUUGUAAUAGUAAUACUAACUGCAACAGCAACUGUUUAUAAAUGUGAAAACCAUAUUGUUAUUUCUUACAA
Olea europaea var. sylvestris is the source of this 2290-nucleotide messenger RNA. RefSeq names its product protein trichome berefringence-like 7. The transcript is spliced from 4 exons. The record is from RefSeq and is a predicted model, not a curated record. NCBI's taxonomy places the organism in Eukaryota, Viridiplantae, Streptophyta, Magnoliopsida, Lamiales, Oleaceae. Gene Ontology annotation, molecular function: O-acetyltransferase activity. Bases 720 to 1994 code for a protein of 424 amino acids. Gene Ontology annotation, cellular component: Golgi apparatus.